AUGCAGUAUAUGAGAGUCAUCACAGAAGGAAUUUUAAACUUCUACGCGCAACUGAAGGAAAGAUUCCCGCGAAAGCACGACGUCUUUACAGAGAACGAAUUGAAGAAUUAUGAAGAUCUUACAGUUCUAAAUAGAGUAGAAAUCGUCAGAUUAUAUAAUCAGUUUGUAAAUUUCAGUCCCAGUUUGGAAUACGGAGAGAAAAAUCCAGUUUUACCUCCCCAUCAUCUGUGCUUCACACCUGCUCUGAGGAUGAAUCCUUUCAAAGAUCGAAUCGUGAAAGUCUUUACUACUGAAGAAGGAGAAUUCAGCUUUGAAGACUAUCUCAAUAUGAUGUCUGUCUUCAGUGACAAAGCUUCAGUGAUUGUCAAAUCCGACUAUGCUUUCCGAAUUAAUGACUUUGAUGAUGAUGGUUUGAUUUCUAGGAAUGACCUUCUUGAACUAUUAAAGAGAAUUAAGGGAAAUAACGAACUCAGUAAAUCAGAAUGUGAAGAGAUAAUACAAAACGUUUUAGCAGAAGCCGAUUUGAAUGCAGAUGGCUAUAUAGCUUACCCAGAAUUUGAACAUCUCGUGUUAAAAUCACCAGAUUUCUUAAAUUCUUUUAGAAUUCGGCUAUAAUAUCUUACAAGUUCAAUACUGAUAAUCUUCAGAAUUGUCAUCCGUCACUAUUGAAACAAACGAGAGCUAUAUAAGUAACGGACGUUUAAUCAAAUAUGUUUUAGGAUGUACAGUAAACCUGUACUAGAAAAAAUCAUCAAAAUAUUUUGAUUAAAUUCAGGAUGAAGUGCAUCGACUCUAAGACAAUACCAACAACAAAAUAAAAAAAGAUAAAGGGUAAAAAAAAUAUUUUUUCAUUGUUAUGACCGUUUUUUCUUGGGUUUAUUAUUCAAUAAAAAACACGAUUAAUUUAUGUUCAUGUAAUUAACAGUAAUUGAAUCAGUUUUGAUUACAUCAGAAAUGUCUCAAGAAUAUGGAAUAUGAAGGAGGAAAUGAACUUAAGGGAGGAUAUGAAGUUCUCUGAUUCCAAAUAAGUGAUAUCCAAGAAAACUGUAACGAAACAACACUAGAGACAAAUUUGUGGUUUAAGGUGAACGAAAUUUGGAAAACAUAAUUAUACCUACAUGAAUUAGUCGGUCAUGUACCUAAAUUAACUAUUUCUGAAAGAGGCGAACUUUUCUGUUGGAAGGUUUUCAGUCUGAAAUGAUACGAGAAAGAAAAAUGAAAUUUAUUUUGUAAUUUGAUUGCAGAUGACAUCAUGUAAUCACAUUAUAAAAUGCAUUGCAACUGAUUACGUUAUAUAAUAUAAACUAAUUAAUUUCUGAGAAUGCAAAAUUACUGCAGUGACCACAAAAAUUAUUUUAGUAACCAGAUUUAUGUUUUACCUAUUUUACCGUUUGCUGAGGUUAAUAUUAAUUUAGUUUAACUCCUGUUUCUCGAACCUUUGCAAACAUCUCAUUGUUUUCUUUAGUUUAGAAAUGUUAUUAUAUCUCUGCACA
Stegodyphus dumicola is the source of this 1493-nucleotide messenger RNA. RefSeq names its product calcium and integrin-binding protein 1 pseudogene. The record is from RefSeq and is a predicted model, not a curated record. NCBI's taxonomy places the organism in Eukaryota, Metazoa, Arthropoda, Arachnida, Araneae, Eresidae.